Molecule: messenger RNA, 2147 nt
Organism: Chelonia mydas (Green sea turtle)
Lineage: Eukaryota; Metazoa; Chordata; Testudines; Cheloniidae
Gene: NPRL2
Product: NPR2 like, GATOR1 complex subunit
Exons: 12
Coding region: 74-1477 (467 amino acids)
Biological process (GO): negative regulation of TORC1 signaling; positive regulation of autophagy; cellular response to amino acid starvation
Cellular component (GO): vacuolar membrane; GATOR1 complex
Molecular function (GO): GTPase activator activity
Source: RefSeq, a predicted model, not a curated record
CCGUCCUCCUGUCACGGCGGCUUCGCCUUCAUGCUCCAGGAACAUGUGACAAAAGGAGGGCCGUUCUAGUCCUAUGCGGGCGAGCCUUCAGUGCGCAUGCGUAGAUCGGCCGGCGGGGCGUGACCCUUUGCUAGCGUGCGCAUGCACCUGUCGAAAAGCUCGGGUAAGAGGGCUCCUGCGCUGGCUCAGGCGGCGGCUGUGUGCGCAUGUGCGAAGUGGGCGUUCUCCGUGGGAGAGGAAGGAAAAGACCAAGGGAAGAGAAUCCAAAGAGAAUCUACUCGAUUGGUCUUUUGGUAAGCGUCAGUUCUGUGUUGUGUCUCUUGCAGCAAUAACCAUGGACAGCAGCAGCAGAAUUGAGUGCAUCUUCUUCAGUGAAUUCCACCCAACGCUGGGGCCUAAAAUAACCUACCAGGUCCCAGAGGAUUUCAUAUCCCGAGAACUCUUUGACACAGUCCAGGUGUACAUCAUCACUAAACCCGAGCUGCAGAACAAGCUCAUCACAGUGACUGCUAUGGAGAAGAAGCUGAUUGGCUGCCCGGUUUGUAUCGAGCACAAAAAAUACAGCCGGAAUGCUCUGCUCUUCAAUCUGGGCUUUGUUUGUGAUGCUAGAGCCAAGACUUGUGCAUUGGAACCCAUUGUGAAGAAACUGGCUGGCUAUCUCACCACCUUAGAGCUGGAAAGUGGCUUCAUCUCCAAUGAAGAGAGUAAACAAAAGCUGGUGCCAAUAAUGACUAUCCUCCUGGAGGAACUCAACGCCACUGGGAAAUGUACCUUGCCAAUAGAUGAAUCGAACACCAUUCACCUGAAAGUGAUCGAGCAGCGGCCAGACCCUCCGAUUGUGCAAGAGUACGAUGUGCCUGUCUUCACCCUGGACAAGGAUGAUUUCUUCAAUGCCCAGUGGGAUCUCACCACUCAACAGAUCCUGCCAUACAUUGAUGGAUUUCGACACAUCCAGAAAAUCUCUGCUGAAGCUGACGUGGAGCUCAAUUUGGUGCGAAUUGCUAUCCAGAACCUGCUAUACUAUGGGGUGGUGACUCUGGUCUCCAUACUUCAGUACUCAAAUGUAUACUGUACCACACCUAAAGUCCAGGAUCUGGUGGAUGAUAAAUGCCUCCAAGAAGAAUGUCUCUCUUAUGUCACCAAGCAAGGUCAUAAGCGAGCCAGUCUGAGAGACGUCUUCCAGCUCUACUGUGGGCUGAGCCCCGGCACGACGGUGCGAGACCUCAUCUGCCGCUACACCCUGCAGCUCCAGAGAGUGGAUGAAAGGAAGCUCGUCCAGUUUGGUUUGAUGAAGGGCCUCAUCAGACGGCUCCAGAAGUAUCCUGUGAAGAUAGUGCGGGAUGAGAAAAGUCACCCAGCCCGGCUGUACACAGGCUGCCACAGCUAUGAUGAGAUCUGCUGUAAAACAGGCAUGAGCUACCGAGAGCUGGAUGAGAGACUGGAGAAUGAUCCCAACAUCAUUGUUUGCUGGAAGUGAAUUUCUCUUGGGGAAGUACCAGCAGCACCGCAGAGAAAAGAACACUGGAAAAGGAUGGCUGAGCUGUCCACAUCUCGGAGAUGGAUCUGAGACCCCCGACUGUGGCUCUUUCAAGUGACUUGGCUCCUCUAGUGGAGAGUGUGUUGCGUAUGUCAGCCUAACGCUGCUUGGAGAAAGAGAUUGAACUCGGGUCGGAUGUCUUUGCAUUCCUCCACGAUGGCAAAGCAUAGGUCCCACGUCUCAGUGCAAAGCAAACAGUGCGUGCUGGCCAGUUGCUUUUUGCCAUGUGCUGUUGAAAUGAUUGGUUCCACGGUGUCUGUGCCGGCCUUCCUGCUGCCAGUCUAGGUCACAUAGAAACACUGUCAUAGCUCUAUUGGGGAUUGUUGGAGGGGGUCCACUUGCUGCACAUAGAAUCUACAUGUGGAACACCUGAGUCAUUGUAUUAAAAGGGAAGGGGGCUGGUUUCCUUUCUACUCUCAGAAGCACUGAUAAUUUUGCCCCAUCUAUUUCUUCUCCAGCCUCCCAGGAUUUGCAGCUGGGAAUGAAACACCUAUUCUUUCUCUUCUGUGGAUCUAGCAGCAGAGGGUGCUGUAGGAGUGCAGUAGCCAGGUUAGGUAAAGGGAGGCUGGGGGCUGAGUGAGUGAAUCAUCAUAAAACUGUUCAAAUUGCA